Messenger RNA from Photinus pyralis (common eastern firefly), 637 nucleotides. RefSeq lists its product as uncharacterized. NCBI's taxonomy places the organism in Eukaryota, Metazoa, Arthropoda, Insecta, Coleoptera, Lampyridae. The record is from RefSeq and is a predicted model, not a curated record. The coding region runs from base 1 to 540 and encodes 179 amino acids. The transcript has 4 exons.
AUGGCUCGUGCAACAGUUCUGCUGCUGUGGAUCGUCGCAGUGGAAGCUUUCCAAAACUCCUACCGUGUCAAGCAGGAACGCUUCGACACGGAAUACUACGAUCCGAAGUUGGUCACCGUCGCGACGGGCGUCUACAAGUUCAAUCGCACCACUAACUCGAUUAAUAUCACGUUCACAUUACACGAGGAGCUAACUGAGCGAGAUAUGUGCGUGGUGAGAGGCUUCAAGUGGAUGAGCAACCAGUACCGCUUGGACAUCCUGCAGUUUGAGUACACCAUCAAGAACGUCAUCGGCAUCAAGUACUUCGACAUCGGUCGACUGCUGCGCAACCACACCGAUCCGCCGUUGGAGUGGCCGAUCCAGAGGGGGAUCGAGUACAAAAUGCGCGAUUGGGUUCCUGAGAGUAGUCAAUUUCCGCCGGGUAUGCCCGAAGGAAGGUGGAAGUUGUCAUUACAAUUCAUUAAGGCCGAUAAGACUCAGAUUGCCACGAUCAACUGGUACGUCGCCUUGGAGUACAAGGUUAAGAUGGAAGAUGACUGAGUACUUUUUUCACACUCCUGGUAAUCUUUCCCAGACCUCACUUUCAUAACUUGGUACCAGGAGAUCAUAAUAAACGAGAAUGUAUUAAAUUGAUGUC